GGCACUUUGUCAUGAAGGUCACCCCGGAGUUACGCGUAUGAAAAUGCUCGCGCGCAGCUAUGUCUGGUGGCCUCAGUUAAACCAAGACAUUGAAAGUGUUGUUAAAAGCUGCUGUACUUGUCAGUUGACGCAGAACGCUUCACCGAAGGCCCCACUACAAAUUUGGGGUUGGCCGAGCCGCAGAUGGCAACGAAUGCACCUGGAUUUCGCAUUCGCAGACAACAAAUGGCUGUUUGUGCUGGUGGAUGCACACUCAAAGUGGGUUGAAGUGUUCGUCAUGAACUCAACAACGACCGAAAAGACCAUCGAGAAGCUGCGUAGGGUGUUCGCAUCGUAUGGCCUUCCGGAGGAAGUCGUAACGGACAACGGGCCACAGUUCACUGCGAAGGACUUCACGGAGUUCCUGUGCAAGAAUGGAGUGCGGCACUCCCGGACACCGCCGUACCACCCUGCGUCCAAUGGAAGCGCCGAGAGGUGCGUGCAGACGGUGAAACGGGAUCUUAUGAGACAGAUUCUCGACGAAAAGUCAUCGGGCUAA
Dermacentor silvarum is the source of this 538-nucleotide messenger RNA. RefSeq lists its product as uncharacterized. Gene Ontology annotation, biological process: DNA integration. The record is from RefSeq and is a predicted model, not a curated record. Gene Ontology annotation, molecular function: nucleic acid binding. The transcript has a single exon. Bases 38 to 538 code for a protein of 166 amino acids. Lineage: Eukaryota; Metazoa; Arthropoda; Arachnida; Ixodida; Ixodidae.